ACUCAACAGAGUUGAUCGACCAGCACCAGAGCUGUCAGUGCAAGCAAGACUUUUAUUUCUUUUCAAUAUUCCCCUUUUGUGUUAAAUUACAUUUUGGUGCUUAGUGGAUGUGCUAAGUGUUUUCAGCCGCCUUUUGUUUUUGUUAGGUGCUAAAUAAUACAAGAACUUCAGAAUGCCGGCAGCAGUGCCCCCCGCCGAAAAUGGCGCGCCGCGCAGCGAACUCGAGCAGCUGCAAAUGCGGGCCGGUCAAGUUACCGAUGAGUCACUGGAGUCCACACGGCGUAUGAUGCAGCUAUGCGAGGAGAGUCACGAGGUGGGCAUGAAAACCCUGGUCAUGCUGGAUGAACAGGGCGAACAAUUGGACAGAAUCGAAGAGGGAAUGGAUCAGAUCAACGCGGACAUGCGUGAAGCCGAAAAAAAUCUCUCAGGAAUGGAAAAAUGUUGCGGCAUCUGUGUCCUGCCAUGCAAUAAGGGAGCAUCAUUCAAGGAAGACGAUGGCACGUGGAAAGGAAACGAUGAUGGAAAAGUGGUGAACAACCAACCACAACGAGUAAUGGACGAGCGCAACGGUAUAGGACCACAAGCUGGAUACAUAGGAAGGAUAACGAAUGAUGCCCGCGAAGACGAGAUGGAAGAGAACAUGGGCCAAGUGAACACUAUGAUUGGUAAUCUGCGUAAUAUGGCACUCGACAUGGGAUCCGAACUUGAAAACCAAAACCGUCAGAUCGAUCGCAUCAAUCGCAAGGGUGAGAGCAACGAAACCCGCAUAGCAGUCGCUAACCAGCGAGCGAACAAACUUCUCAAGUCUUAAACAUCGAAAUUAAAAAUAUUUUUUCAAAAAAUGACGCUACCAUACACAAUAUUCGUUAUAUAUGUUUCAUAUAUCUGUUAUUAAUAUUACCUGUGUUAAUAAACUGGUUCUUGGUACAAAAUGUUUCAUCCUGUAUACCACUUUACCUAAAGAAAGCGUAUAAUAGACUUCAGCAUUGCUUUUAUUCAAAUAACUAUCUUAGUAUAACAAGAUUACUCUGUAGUAAUGCUAAAAAGUAUACACUAUCGAGUGUCUCUUAAAAUACUUAUUUUAUUUCAUUAGAAAAUCAAUAGCCUGUUUAAAGUCUUAAACUGAUCAGAUUUUGUCACCGUUUCGUAAAGUUUAAAUUUUAGCUAUAUAGAUAUCAGUAGAAAUUGAAAGUCUUUUUUAUUAACACUAAAUUUGUUGUUAAACUUAUAUGACGCAUGGCAAUAAGUAAAAAAGUAAUGAUUAGACAGAUUUUUCUUAGUGAAAAGGAAACAAAUUAUAAAUU
This is a messenger RNA of Diatraea saccharalis (sugarcane borer), 1304 nucleotides long. The record is from the annotation of a GenBank genome assembly. NCBI's taxonomy places the organism in Eukaryota, Metazoa, Arthropoda, Insecta, Lepidoptera, Crambidae.